Messenger RNA from Stylonychia lemnae, 693 nucleotides. NCBI's taxonomy places the organism in Eukaryota, Ciliophora, Spirotrichea, Sporadotrichida, Oxytrichidae. The record is from the annotation of a GenBank genome assembly.
AUGGAAAAUAAAACUAGAAAUAACUCUACUCGUAAAUUAGUGAACAUCAGCAACCCAACCAUUCAUAUAUCUUAUAAACCUCAAACAUAUACCCCGAAACAAGCUGCUUUAGCAAUGAUGGAUAAAAAACAUAUAAUGAUCUUGACAGGAGAAGAUUUUACUGCUGAUAGUGGCCUUCCUUCAUUAAGAUCUUAUAAUCGACACAAGGUAUGUGUAAAUGGAGAGUAUCUAGACGUUGAAAAAGUAAUGAAAAUGCAGUACUUCACUGAUUACACAGAAAUCUGCUGGAGAUUUCUCCAAGAAUAUAUAACUAUACAUGAAAAAUGCCAUCCAAACAAAGCUCAUCAUAAAUUUGAAAACUAUGAUAGAAAAAUAUCGGAGCUAAAUCCUUUCACUUCUUAAGUGUAUGAAAUUCAUGGAAAUAUCAAGUAUAUGCAUUGUACUAAUGAAGAUAAAGAUUGUUGUAUGAACUUCAUAAGAACUCCAUCCUCAACAGAAUUCGAAAGUGAAGAUAAAAGACUUGUUUAGAAAUGCAAAUACUGUGAUUCACUAAUGCGUCCACAUCUCUUGUUCCUAGAUGAAAAAUACAAUUAGAAGUAUUACAAGGCCAAGAAUGCAUAUGAAUUUAUGAGAGAUAAGAUGGAUUGUUUGAUUUUAGUUGGAUGCACAGAUUUAAAGGGCUUUCCUAAAUGA